Lineus longissimus is the source of this 868-nucleotide messenger RNA. RefSeq lists its product as uncharacterized. The record is from RefSeq and is a predicted model, not a curated record. Bases 158 to 868 code for a protein of 236 amino acids. The transcript is spliced from 6 exons. NCBI's taxonomy places the organism in Eukaryota, Metazoa, Nemertea, Pilidiophora, Heteronemertea, Lineidae.
CUUAAAGAGGGAAAGAUGGGUCAAAGUGAGCCUGUUCUAUGAUGACACUUUUAGUGCUCGGCUCCUGAACGAAAUCCAAUGUCUUCUAAACGAGGAGCACAUCUCAACCAGUGUCAUCCACAUAGAAGAGAUCCGGGACUUAGAGGCCACGCUUCGUAUGGUUUACCACACCCACUUCAAGGAGACAUGGAAGUAUAUGAUAGCAGCAAAUACCACCAACACAUUGAUGAUUUUAAAAAAGGCGGAUGUAGUAGGGAUGCGAGACAAGGACAAGGCGUGGUUCGUGGUGAAUCCAAACAUCAACGAAAGUGAUAUCGAGCCCCACCUUCUUAUACUAGACAACAUAGGCCUUGUCAAGGCAGUCGAUUCUCACGAGUACAUUAUGUGUGAACCCCCGGAGGUAGCCUGGCAUGUUUUGAUCAGAAAAAUGGCUGAAGCCUAUCAAAGCCUUAUUGAUCUGAAAGGUUGGACGCACCAGCAAAUCACCGCAUGCCAAGGAUCAUGGGCUCUGGGAGACGAGUUAAUGUCGAUCAUGAAGGCAAACAUUGGCCCCAGUGUGAACAGAUGUGAUAACCUCACCCAGUUCGAACUCAGGGCAAACAUGUGGAGAGGGACGAGAAUGGGGUUUGUCCGAUCAUCCAUCUGGAACAAGAGGCAGGGUCUUGUUGCUGAUGGUGACGUGUUCCCAAACGCCAGGAUGGGAUUUAACGGAAAAAAGUUCAAAGUCGGUAUGCUGGCGGCAAUGGCAGUAGAGUACCUGCGGCGUUUCGGUCCCUCUGCUGGUCUGAAAGUCACUCAACAGCCGAAGAGGAUAUACCGUGCUGGUCAAUUUAGUGAGACCAGUCAUGCUGGUUGCUGCGAAAGUUGA